Molecule: messenger RNA, 530 nt
Organism: Paramecium sonneborni
Lineage: Eukaryota; Ciliophora; Oligohymenophorea; Peniculida; Parameciidae
Source: the annotation of a GenBank genome assembly
AUGAAAUAAAAUAGAGUUUCUAUAUUGACCAAAUAAAACAUAAGAUAUGAAGGAUCAUUAUAUGCUAUAGACAAAAUUCGGAAAACAGUAUUCCUCAAAGAAGUGAAGUGUUUUGGAACUGAAAAUAGAGAAACUACAAUUUUUAUUCCUCAAUCAACAAAAAUUACCUAAAUGGCAGAGUUUACAAAUGAAUAGAUUUUAGAGAUAAAAAAACUAGUAUAAUAUUAGUUUAUUUGUAGAACAACAAUGAGUUUUCUGAACAUUUACAUUUGCCAAGUACGAUGAAAGAUCAAAGUUAAGGUUCUCAAAAAGAGAAAUUAGUUACAUAACUUUUAAAUUAAAGUUGUACUUAUGAAGUGAACAGAUCACCAUUGCCCAAGAUUAGCAACAAAAAAAAUAGACACUUAUAUACUUAGAGUCCAGAUUAUAAGAAAGUGGAAUAGAAACCUUUAUACAUCACAAAUAAUUAUUUAUAAAUGAAGAAAAUGGAAUAAUUCAAAAAAAUGAUGAUGCUUCGAUAACAUAGAUGA